Pseudonaja textilis is the source of this 681-nucleotide messenger RNA. It is a transcript of the gene NKX2-8, whose product is annotated as NK2 homeobox 8. Gene Ontology annotation, biological process: cell differentiation; regulation of transcription by RNA polymerase II. Gene Ontology annotation, cellular component: nucleus. NCBI's taxonomy places the organism in Eukaryota, Metazoa, Chordata, Lepidosauria, Squamata, Elapidae. Gene Ontology annotation, molecular function: RNA polymerase II cis-regulatory region sequence-specific DNA binding; DNA-binding transcription factor activity, RNA polymerase II-specific. The record is from RefSeq and is a predicted model, not a curated record.
AUGGCCACCUUAGCCAGGGGCAGCUUCACCGUGAGGAGCCUCUUGGAUUUACCUGAGCCAGAAGGCGGCGGCGGUGGCGGAGGCGGAGGCGGAGGCGAGGGUCAGGAACCGGCAGAAAGCUACACCGCUUCUCCCUUCCGAGCGUGGAUGGAAACCGAAAGAAGCCACUAUCUCUCAUCGGACGACAGCUGCGCCGAGAGCCGGCCGUGCCUGGCCGCCGCCUCGACCCGGCCGGCAGCGCGGGAGGAAGACGAGGAGAAGCUGAAGAAGAAGCGGCGGGUGCUCUUCUCCAAGGCGCAGACGCUGGCUCUCGAGCGACGCUUCCGGCAGCAGCGCUACCUGUCGGCGCCCGAGCGGGAGCAGCUGGCGCACUUGCUCCGCCUGACGCCCACCCAGGUCAAGAUCUGGUUCCAGAACCACCGCUACAAGAUGAAGCGCGCCAAGGGAGGCGAGCGGGGCGGCGCGGGGGGCGGCCCGCCUCUCCUGCGGCGGGUGGUGGUGCCGGUGCUGGUGCGGGACGGCAAGGCCUGUCAAAGCUGCAGCGGCGCCACCCCUACGCGGAGCCCCGGCGGGCCCCAAGGAGCCUUCAACCUGCCCGGCUACUCGGCGUUUCCGCAAAGCCUUUUCCCCGCCUAUCAGCACUUAGCGCCGCCUGCCUUAGUAUCCUGGAACUGGGGCUGA